Messenger RNA from Cloeon dipterum, 1631 nucleotides. Its product is annotated as insulin receptor substrate 2-like. Lineage: Eukaryota; Metazoa; Arthropoda; Insecta; Ephemeroptera; Baetidae. Bases 341 to 1177 code for a protein of 278 amino acids. The record is from RefSeq and is a predicted model, not a curated record. The transcript is spliced from 4 exons.
AGCGCGUAUUACGUUGGUAGCACUGUCUGUGCUUUUUUCACAGCAAGUUUCACUCGCCCAUCACACGAUCGCACCACAACCAUACGUUUCAUUCGACGUAGGUCGCGUGAUCGCCAUCUUCGCAUUUUCCAAAUUCGAAGAUGUUUUUCAAAACAAUGAUUCUUAAUUUUUCCUUCGCAUACUCCUAGAGGUAGGCUUGCAGUAAAUCUGCCCAGCAACAGUUGCAAUAGAGCUUGUCCUUCAUCCUGUCACCGAAGUUCAUCUCAACAAUCACUUUCUCUAACCAUAUUAACCUGCUGGAGACACAUUCAAAGCAAAUAACCCUUACCGAGAAGUAAAAAUGGAUUCAGACAAAUCGAUUGGUGCAACUGGAAUAGCAAUCCCGAAUUGGAUGAAGCAGAAAAUUGGUGAUCGCUAUGACCUGGAUGACUCGUCCGCUUUUUCGCCGCCUUCCCAAGACGACGCUUUCUUCUACAUUCGCUACCCCAAGACAACAGCCAGACCCCAAUCGCAGACAAACUACCACAAGAUAAACAAGUACCUGGAAGCACAGCAGCAAUCUGAAACAGUGGCCAGUACAGCUGCUAUGUCAACAAAGAGAGCUCCAGCUGAGAAUAUCACCACGAGCUCUGGUUUCCCGAAAUCGAUCGCCUCGCAGAUGCCUCCGCAAAUGAACACCACCUUGGAUAUUGAAUUCGAUCCUGAGCAGCCGCCGCCAAACCUGUCGCACAGGCGUGGCAGCAAAUCCCUGCCAACCUCGCCGUUGUCCAGCCCGAAGAGCUCGAGGAAGGCGCUGCAGAACCGCUAUUUCACGGCCGCUUUCUCCACCCCAGAACCGUCGUCCGCCGCAGGUUACUCCGGGUGGAUUCUCAACAGCCUGCUCGGCCCUCGGGAGCAUUCGGUCGAGCCUGCGCUUCCGCCGAUCAGCGAGAGCCCCAGCAGCUCAGUGGCCGUUGCUCCUCCACCACCCGCGGCUUCGGCCCAGCUGGCGGUUCCGGAUAAAGGCCUGCGCAAGGUCAAGUCUGCCGCCGCGUUGAGCGACGAUGACGAAAAAGACGGCGAGAAAAAGAAGCUGCCCAUACAGCCCAUACUGGCGGAAGCUAAGAAAAUACAGGCAUACAAACCGAAACCAUCAGAGCUGCGGGAAUUGAAUUUUUGGUCCCCAACCUCGAUGUAAGACACGCCAACAUUUCCUUGAUUUGAUCUGCAUUCGAGAGUAACAUUUUUGAAGACAAGGCUGAUUAGAACAAACGUUAAUUGGGGUUUGCUUCAGUUUUUAAGUUGCUGCAUUUUGACAAAAUUGUAUUUUUGCGCAAUCAGAUGGUAAUAUUUCUCUAACCUCCAGACAACCCGUUAUCACUCUUAUCUAUAAACUUAAAAUGCCUGACUUAGAUUAUUUUAACUCAAUAAUUGCUGUUGUCAAAACAACCUUGUAUAAUAACAACAACAACUAACUGCUGGGCAACAUUUUUGCAAUUAUUUUUGUGUUUAAAGAGUAGGGGUGGUUUGUUAUUAGUCACUAUGGUUCAUAACCCUUGUUUUGAGUUCUUAUUUUUGUGAUUAGAAAUUGCAUCGGAUUUCUUAGCUAAGGCUUGUAGCAACAACCUAAAUAAACAUACUUAAACGAAAAA